Vanessa tameamea is the source of this 2368-nucleotide messenger RNA. RefSeq names its product FAS-associated factor 1 (gene casp). Lineage: Eukaryota; Metazoa; Arthropoda; Insecta; Lepidoptera; Nymphalidae. Gene Ontology annotation, molecular function: ubiquitin binding. The transcript has 16 exons. The coding region runs from base 111 to 2033 and encodes 640 amino acids. Gene Ontology annotation, cellular component: nucleus; endoplasmic reticulum. The record is from RefSeq and is a predicted model, not a curated record.
UGGCAAUACUUAACAAAUUGUCUAUAGUCAAUGUUUGAGUGUGAUUUGCCUGCAAUCUUAAAUGUCAUACUUAUUAGAAGAGUAGUAUUUUUGAGCUCAAAUAUAUCGGAAUGGCUGAAAACAGAGAAGAAAUUCUUGCAAAUUUUCAGGGUAUCACAAAUAUAGAAGAUGUUGCUGAAGCAAUAUUUCACUUAGAAGAAACAAAUUGGGACUUACUUUCAGCAAUUAAUAGAGUAAUGCCUCAAGAUGACAACAAUUCAGCAUCUCAGUCCAAUGACACUCAUGAUGUGGAGAUGAUAGAUGAUGAUAUAUCUGUGAUAACUCUUAAAAAACCACACCCGCCUGAUCGGGAAGAUAGAAAUCAAGCUUCAACCUCAUCUCCUAAAAAUAAUUCCAUUGACUUAAUAGAGUUACAAGUUCAUUGUAAUAAUAAAAUACAUGAAAUAAAAAUAUCUGGUGCAUCAACUGUCCAUGAUCUCAAGAAGCAAUUAGAGUUAGUUUGCGGUGUACCUGUGUGUAGGCAGCAGAUAUCUGGGCUGGGCGGCUCACGGGCUACUUCUGCAGCCACACUCUCAAGUUUAGGACUUGCUCGUAACGGAGUGUUGGGCCUCAAAGCUGCAGAACGACUUAUGGAUGAUGAUGAGGUAGCAGAAAGAUUAACAACGACAUAUGUUCUUCGAGUGAAACAUGAUCAAAGAGAAUAUACACUGAAAUAUCCCGGCACUAAAACUGUACAAGAAGUCAAAAAUGAUCUCUAUUCCCUCACAGAUAUACCUGUUCGACAUCAGGUUUGGACCGGCUGGCCUACUGUGACAGGAUUAGAUGACACGGUACUUGCCAUGGUUGGUUUAGACUUACCUCAGCACGAACUAACCGUCAAACGGGCACCUAGUAAACAACGAGAAUACAAGAGAAUAGUAGUCGAAAGUUCGGAUAGUGAUAAUAGUUCAGUAGAAGAAGUUGAAGAUGGAGACAGUUUUCCCACAGAAGAUGACAUGUUCGUUGAUGUAUCUUCAGAACGGUUACAACCACUCAUGUCUGAACAUGUCGAAGACGAAGCAUUAGGAUGUAUAGAAUUCGCACAGCGCUUCCGUGCUCGCUAUGGACCCAAUACGCCAAAUUUCUUCGAAGGGACCUUACAGGAUGCUAUCAAGGAAUCCUGCCUGAAACCUGCGAAAGAGAGAAAGCUACUAGGAGUAUACUUACAUCACGAACAAUCAGUUUUGUCCAAUGUGUUCUGCGCUCAACUAUUAGGUUGUGAAACUGUUCUACAGACUCUUGCUGCCAACUUUGUACUCUACGGAUGGGAUCUUACACAUCCACAUAAUAACAAUAUGCUGCUGACGUCGAUAGCGAGCGCGCUGGGCCCCGUGGCCAGCAUGACGAUCCGCAGCAUACCCGUGGAGCGCCUGCCCGCGCUGCUCAUCAUCAUGCGCGUGCGCUCCAACACCGAGAUAUACUCCGUCAUCAAUGGUAAUGUUGGAGUGUCCGAAUUGGUGGGCAGUCUAGUCGAAGCUCUAGAGAGAUUCGCGUCGCAACGUGAGGAGGAUGCGCGGUUAGAGAGGGAAAGAGAUGCAAGACAACGAGUCAAACUCGAGCAAGACGAAGCAUAUCAGCGCAGUCUCGAAGCUGACAGGGCGAAAGAAGAAGUAAAAAAGCAACAAGAAUUAGAAAGAAAUCAAGAAUUGGAGAGAGUAGAAUCGGAAAGACAAAUAGAGGAAGCCAGAAAAGAGGCGCUUCGAGCUGGAGCGGAAGCGCGCCUCCCAGCGGAGCCCGCCGAAGGCGACGCCGACGUGGCGCGCGUGCGCGUGCGCCUGCCGCCGCCGCACCACGCCUGCCUCGAACGCCGCUUCCGCGCGUCCGACUCGCUCGCCGCUUUAUUAGACUUCCUCGCAUCGAAAGGUUACCCAAAAGAAAACUACAAGGUUAUCGCUAGCUGGCCUAGAAGAGACCUCACCAUGGAAUCUCACAAUAGUACACUGAAGGCGCUCAAGUUAUACCCACAGGAGACGGUCAUGUUGGAGGAACGGUGAAUGUGACACGCCACAGCUGCCGCGGAACGUACAUGAUUCACGAAUAACAAACAGAGGGUACCAAUAUCCAACAGUUUCAAACUACCCGCAUAUCACCCAACUUCGACCAACUUCGUUUAUUAAAUCACACGAUCAGUUAUCUCUUAUUUUAACGUAUCCCUGUCUAAAUAUGUAGUAUGUAUAUAUAAGAUUCUCAUUAAUUUAAAAUUUAUUUUUGAAUUUUAACAUUAUAAAUAUCAUUUAAUCCUCCCAUAUUAUACCUCCAUAAUGUAGACCGAGACAUAGUGACUGAAAAUUCUAAGUGAUUUAUUACAAGUGUCCAACUUGACAUUUGU